Molecule: messenger RNA, 5268 nt
Organism: Plasmodium yoelii
Lineage: Eukaryota; Apicomplexa; Aconoidasida; Haemosporida; Plasmodiidae
Product: protein kinase, putative
Exons: 5
Coding region: 1-5268 (1755 amino acids)
Biological process (GO): protein phosphorylation
Molecular function (GO): ATP binding; protein kinase activity
Source: RefSeq, a predicted model, not a curated record
AUGUAUAUUCACAAAAAAGAAAAUAUGAAUUUGCAUAUGAACAACAAUUUCAGUGGUUUAAAUAAUCAUAUAUAUAAUACACAUUUUAAUAGAAAUAAAAAUUAUUUUCAAAAUAAUCGAAAUAAUUGUGAUAUAUACAACACUUUUUAUAACGACGAGGUGAACGAUUUUAACGAACCCAUCUCGCAUGGAUAUGAUCAAUACAUGCACAAAAAUAAAACAUAUGAUAAUAUUAAUAAAAAAACAUGUGCGUUAAUAAGUAUGGGGCAGAAAGGCAGCAAACCCGAAAAAAAAGAAUUAUAUAAUAUUAAUAAUGAUGCAUAUAAUAAUAUAUACAGCAAUUUGACAUAUAAUAAUGCAAAUGACUUUAAAAGAAAAAAAUUUAAUUUAAAUAAUAUUAAGAUUCUCGACGAAGAAGAAGAUAAUUAUAAUAACAACAUAAAUAAUGUAAUAAAUGGAAAGCAUACUGAUGGUUUAUCCAAUAAUAAUCCAUAUCAUUAUAAUCAACAAAAUAAUACAACUAAUUUUCGUAGUUAUAAAAAUGAUAAUACAAAAGAUACAUCAUAUAAUUAUACAAAAUUUAAUAGAGAAUAUGAAACAAAUGUUAGUGAUGGAAAAUAUAAAAAUAGUGAUAAAUAUGGUAUGAAUUAUAAUGAUAAUAAUUAUAUAAAUGAUCGUCGAGCUAAUAGUUCCAAUUUGAAUGUUAGAGCAUUUCCUUUAUCUAAUCAAGAUUUGGGAAAUGGUGAUAAUCAAAAUAGUUUUAAUAAAAUUGAUAAAAAUAAUUUACAAUUUAUUUAUAAUAACUAUAAAAAUAAUGAUACCAAUUUUUAUUAUGACAACAAAUUAAAAAAUUACAAUUAUAACAUAGCACCAGGAACAAAUCCUGACAAUGUUAAUAACAUGUUAGAUGAAAAUAUGAACGCAAAUAAAGAACCUAUAAAUUCAAAUAGACCAUAUACUGAUUAUAUAAGAAAUGAUGAAAAGCAAGCAGAAAAAAUUUUCAACAAUUUGAACAAUUUGAACAGCUUGAACAAUGAAAAUUGCCCGUUUGAUAAAGUUGGGGGAAACAAUGAGGAUAAAAAUAAGUAUCUGUACGAUAAUAAAAAUAAUUCAAAAGUUAUGAAUCCAUACAAUAAUGAAAAUUAUUCUGAACAACGUUCCUCAUUUUAUUCAAAGAAUCAAAAUGGAAUGACAAACAAAAACCAUUUGCUCUAUCCCAAUCUUCUAUCUUUCAGAAACAAAGAAAAUGAUGACAAUGAAAUAAAAAUGGAAAAAAAAAUAAAUUUAUUAAAAAAUAUUAUAGUUCAAAGCCCAACAAAAAAAUAUAACUCAAGUUUAAAUGAUGAUAUGUAUGAUAGUUAUGCUAAAGAUCAUUUGUAUCAAAACAUAAUUAGUGAAUAUAAUUCGAAUACUGGGAUAUUAGAUAAAAAGGCAAAAUAUAUAAAUAAAGAAAACUCAAAUUUUGAAGGAAAUAAUAAUACCAAUCUUUGUGAUGAUUUAAACUCAUUUGAAAAACUUAAUGAGACACCAAAUGUAUUUAAUAAAAAUAAUUUUGCAAACAAAGAUAAUUUUGCAAACAAAGAUAAUUUUGCAAACAAAGAUAAUUUUGCAAACAAAAAUAAUUUUGCAAAUAAAAAUAAUUUUGCAAAUAAAAAUAAUUUUCGAAGUGAUGAUCAUUUCCGAAGUGAUGGCAAUUUCCGAAGUGAUGACCAUUUUCGAAGUGAUGGCAAUUUCCGAAGUGAUGACCAUUUCAAUUAUAGAGAAGAUAGAGAUUUAAAAAAUUCCAAAGAUGAUAAUAAAAAAUAUCAUCGUGACAAUCCAAAAGGAAAAAGAAGCCACUCUUUUGUUGAUUAUUAUAAUAAUUUAAAACACAUGAGUAUACAAGAUGUCCCAGUUGAUUUAUCAAAUAAUUUAUAUGGUAAUAAAUAUUCUAAUCUUACACAAUAUUCUAAAAAUGGAUAUGAAAAUAAAACAUAUAACUAUUUGAGUGAUAGUGUUUCAGAUAAAACACGAUUAGUAGAAGGGGCAUAUCCUAAAGAUAAUAUAUCAUCACUUUAUAAUGGUACAAAUAAAAAUGAUGAUUAUAUUGAUAAAUUAAAUUAUAAUGAUGAAAACACUUAUAAUAGAUUCAAUAAUCUUUUCAAAAAUUCUGAACUACGAAAUACAGAAUUUUUGAGAGAUGGUACAAAAAUAAAUCUUCAAAAUGAUGUAAAAGAAAAUUUUAAAUUUAAUGCUAGCCCAUCUGAUACACAUAAUAAACCAUUUGAUAAUUACGACCUUUAUAAUCCGAAUAAUAAUAAAAAUCAUAUUAACAAUAAUUUUAGAAAUCAUAUAUAUAACAAAAAUGAUAUGACCACGUUUCCUAUUAAUAUUCCUGUAAACCCGAGAUCUAUGCCUAAAAAUGUUAUUUCAAAUUUGGAAAAAAAAUCAUCCACAAUUUUUAAUAAUAAUGCACAUUAUUCCAAUUUGAUAGUAAACAAUCGUAAUCACGGAACGAAUGAAACAACGUUAUCUUUAAAUUCGAAUUUUAUAACAAAUUUUGAAGAUGGUAAUAUUGUAAAAAAAGAAAAUUAUAAUAGUAAUAAUAAUAAAAUAAAAAAUAACGAUUUAUUUUACACAAAUUUGAGAAAAAAAUAUGGUCUUAUCGACAAUGAUAAUGACAAUAAUGACAAUAGAAAUAGCAAUAAUAAUAGCAAUAAAUAUAAAUACAAAAUAAAUACCAAUUAUGAUUGUAACAUUGCAAGUACUGCUAGCAGCAUUUCAAGUAUUCCAAAUAACAAAGAAGAUAAAUUAGGAUCUAUAUUUAUUAAAAAAAAAAAUGAUUCCCAAAACUUUGUGUCAAAUGAUCCCCAAAACUUUGUGUCAAAUGAUCCCCAAAACUUUGUGUCAAAUAAUAUGUACAACUUUUCGACCCAUAAUCAACAAAAUGAAAAUACAAUUAACACUAAAAAUAUGAACCAUCAAUAUAAUGACAUGAUUACACGAAAUAGGCAAUAUAAUAAAGCUCAAAAUUUAUCAGAUCCAAAUUAUAAUAUAUUUUCUAAUAAAAUUAACAAAAUUGAUCAACACAUGUUUCGAAAAAUUGAUCAUAAUUUAUUUAAUCAUAAAUCUUCAAAUAUUAAUACAGAACCCAAUUCUUUUCAAAGACCAAAUUAUUAUGAUAAUGAUGAUGAUGAUAAAAAAAAUAAAAAUAUUUUUAAUAAUAUUAUUAAUAAAUUUACAAACGAUACAGAUAAUAAUAAAAAUGGAAUAUAUGAUAAAAGUUCGAUAAAAGCAUUACCCUCUUGUUUAAAUUUGAAAGUAGAUUCAAAUUUACAAGAAGAAAAUAUUUUUAGCAAAAAUUUUACAAGUGCUGGUCCUUUAAAUUCAGGAAUAAAUAAUAUUAAUCUUUUUCAUAAUGUUAAUAAAAAAAAUAUUAACACUAAAGGAAAUAAUACAUACAAUUUGAAUUUAAAUAAACAGUUGCCACCAUUGCCUUUUAAAAGUUUUGUAAAAAAUAAUGUUAUAAAUAACGAAUUUUAUGGAAAUAAUAAUGAUCAAAAUUUAAUUAAUGAUAAUAUGAACACACGAUUUGGGCAACGAAACAUUUUAGGUAUGAACAAGUCAGAAGAAAUGAACACAAAUAAACCACUUUUUAAUAAUAUAUCAAAUGAACCACUUUUUAAUAAUAUACCAAAUGAACCACUUUUUAAUAAUAUACCAAAUGAACCACUUUUUAAUAAUAUACCAAAUGAACCACUUUUUAAUAAUAUAUCAAAUAAACCACUUUUUAAUAAUUAUAAUUUUGAAAAUACCAAAAUAAAAACAAACAUAGAAACAAAUAAUAUGUUUGAUAAUAAUUAUAAUUUUACAAAAGAUGAUCAAAACAAAAAUUUUAUUCAUGAUAAAGAAAUUGGCCAAAAUGAUUCAGACAAUCUCCUGAACAAGUCAUAUAUUAUGAACAAAGAUAAAUAUAACAUAAAUCAACAAAAAAAUAAUUAUUUAUAUAAAAAAUAUGAAACAAAAGAUAAUAAUUUUGUGUCCUCUUAUAAAUAUAACACUAAUUAUGAUUAUCAUAAGGAUGUACUCAAAACGGAUAUAAAUUAUAACCAAAAAUUAGGAAAUAAUUUUCUGAACAGCAAUAUAAAAAAUGAGUAUAAUAGUGGCAAUAGUGGCAGUAGAUUGUUCGAUGCAAAUAAUAUCCUUACAGAUAAAGGAGAUAACCAAUAUAAUUUAGGGAAAGAAAAAAAAAAUUAUUUAUCUUAUAAUAAAUAUGAAGAUAACAAUUCUAUAACAAAUAAACCAUGGAAUUAUAAUAAAAAUAAAGACAUAUCACUAGGAAAUAAUAUUUCACUUUUAUUAGAAAAAUUAAGUGACUAUUCAGAAAAAAAUGAUAAUCAAUAUACCAAUAUAAAUAAUUAUGAUAAUAAUAACUAUUUUGAUGAGAAUCGUGAUUCUAACUCUUUGCAAGUUAAUACAAUAAAUUAUAAUGAUAAUAUAAAUAUAGAUACAAAUAAUAUAGUUAUAGAAAAUAAUCAUAUAUGUUUUUUUGGGCUAUCUACUUUAUAUAGAUGUAAAUUAAAAGAUCAAAAUUUGUCAUUUAUUGUAAAUCUUGUUGAUUCAAUAUAUCUUAAUAGUCAAAAUGGUAAUGAUACAGUUGCGAAUAAUAUAUUGUUUCACAAAAGACUUCGACAUAUAAAUAUUUUACCAUAUAAAGGUAAAGCAGCCGAUAAAAAUAAACUAUAUUUAUUUUUCGAAAAUAUACGUGGAAAUAUUUUAAAAGCAUAUACUGCUCCGAUUGAAGAAAAUAUUAUUGCUUCAUAUGCAUAUCAAAUUAUAGAUUUGUUGGAAUAUAUGCACACAAAUUUUGUCAUAUCCCAUGGACUGUUUUCUAACAUAAUAUUAAUACAAAAAAAUACCAAGGAAGAACUAGUGCAAAUUUUGAAUGAGAAAAAUAAAAAUAUUAAUAAAUAUUUUGACAUAUAUAAGCAUGGGAUAAUAAAAGUCUUUAAUUUUGAUUUUUCUAAUAUAGAUGCAAAUGAAAACGAUUAUGAGUUUGACUUUUUUUGCCUGGCAACCCUAAUCUACGAAAUGUGCACAAAAUAUAAUACUUACUAUUCCAGCAAAAUUGAGGGAAUGUACGAACAGAUACACAAUACAAAUUUCUUUUUCCCGCAUUUUGUUUCCUUCGAAUUAAAAAAUUUUUGUUAUGAACUUUGCUCAAAGAGAAGGCAUUGUUUUAGCGACCUCAAAAAGCACGCCUGGUUCCAAAAACAUUUUAAUUUUUAA